Messenger RNA from Anisakis simplex (herring worm), 987 nucleotides. The record is from the annotation of a GenBank genome assembly. Lineage: Eukaryota; Metazoa; Nematoda; Chromadorea; Rhabditida; Anisakidae.
AUGACGCUUCGAAUCGACCUACUGAAAUUGCUUCUAUUCAACUUCUUGAUGAUUAGUUCGGUGAAAUCGUUUCGAAGAGUAUUGUUUGACUUACGAUCCAACAGCAAGUUACCGAACAGAGAUGAUACCUCGAAUUCGUUGUCUACAUUCCCCAAACCAUUCAAGUACACACGACCAAAAGUCACCAAGCACAGUCCAACGACGAAUGACGCUCACAUUGAAAGUGUUUCUCAUCGGCUUUCGCCUGUGUCAGUCAUUGAGGCGUAUAUACCACUGGAGGAACUCGGCUUUAGCAAGAAAGAAGUCGCCAAGCUCUGUACUAGAUAUUCUCGUUCAGCAGCAGCACAUCAUUGUUUCAAAUCGAACAUACCAAUUGAAUUCGUCGAUAAGUGUUCUGGAUUUCGCACUGAUUGUGCCCGUUAUAUCUUCAACAAACGUCCAAUAGCAAAAUUGGCGAAUUCAUUUCAGUCAGGUGCUGCGAUGACUAUGCUAAAUAUUGCGGCGGAUGGUGUACCCUUCUAUCCUUUAAAUCAAGCAGGUAGUAUGCGUGUACGCAAAAAUGCUAAGGUCAAUUUCGGUUCAUGGGGCGGUGGUCUUACUGAGAACACUGGUUUGCGUACCUACUGGAAACAAACGACAGAACGUGGUUUUAAUUGGCAUAAAGGAUUGUACGGGACCAGGAGUAGCUGGCGAAUGCCGGUCUUGAGACAGUUUGGUCUAGAAGGCGGUCAAGGAACGCAGGUGCAAGUACCAAUAAAAGAUGGCUCGGUUGGUAGAAUCGCACGUUUCACGAAUGGCACACACUUUGGACCGUAUUUCGGUGCUGCGGACACGGUCGAUGUUGAUUGGUCACAAGGUGCGAUGCAUUUGAAACGAUCAAUGUCGUCUCCAUUCGUCGGUGUUUCAAUGAACACGGGCGCUAAUGUGAAAUUUCCGAGUUUUGGAAACAUUUUGAAACGCUUCAGUGGUGGUUUAUUGUCGUUUUAA